Molecule: messenger RNA, 996 nt
Organism: Sphenostylis stenocarpa
Lineage: Eukaryota; Viridiplantae; Streptophyta; Magnoliopsida; Fabales; Fabaceae
Source: the annotation of a GenBank genome assembly
AUGGAGGCCCACGGCGGAGGGCUCCGCCUCCUGGUCCUCGCCUUCUGCGUCGCCGGAAUCUGGUCUGCCUACAUCUACCAAGGCGUUCUGCAGGAAAACGUGUCGACGAAGCGAUUCGGUCCGAACGGUGAAAGGUUCGAGCACCUUGCGUUUCUGAACUUGGCGCAGAACGUGGUGUGUUUAAUCUGGUCGUUUAUAAUGAUUAAGAUAUGGUCUAGUGGAAGUUCUGGUGGUGCUCCUUGGUGGAGUUAUUGGAGCGCUGGAAUUACCAACACCAUUGGUCCUGCUAUGGGAAUUGAAGCUUUGAAGUAUAUUAGUUACCCUGCUCAGGUGCUGGCAAAGUCUUCCAAAAUGAUUCCAGUUAUGCUGAUGGGUACUCUGGUAUAUGGGAUAAGAUACACUUUUCCAGAAUAUAUUUGUACAUUCCUUGUUGCUGGAGGGGUAUCAACAUUUGCUCUUCUAAAGACUAGCUCAAAGACAAUCAGCAAGCUGGCACAUCCAAAUGCUCCCCUUGGAUAUGGGUUGUGUUUCCUAAACCUUGCUUUUGAUGGGUUCACAAAUGCAACUCAGGAUUCUUUGAAAGCAAGGUAUCCAAAAACAAGUGCUUGGGGUAUUAUGCUGGGCAUGAAUUUAUGGGGAACCGUAUAUAAUUUGGUUUACAUGUUCGGAUGGCCCCAGGCGAGUGGAUUUGAGGCAGUUAAAUUCUGCAAACAGUAUCCAGAGGCAGCAUGGGAUAUUUUUCUCUAUUGUUGCUGCGGUGCUGUGGGCCAAAAUUUCAUCUUCUUGACUAUAAGCCAGUUUGGCUCUUUGGCAAACACUACCAUCACUACCACUCGUAAAUUUGUUAGCAUUGUGGUAUCUUCUGUAUUGAGUGGAAAUCCCCUCUCAACAAAGCAAUGGGGGUGUGUUUUUAUGGUGUUCUCAGGAUUGUCUUAUCAGAUCUAUCUCAAGUGGGAGAAGUUGCAGAGAUUGCAGAAGAAAAGAAAAGCCAUGUGA